Plasmodium falciparum 3D7 is the source of this 2580-nucleotide messenger RNA. RefSeq lists its product as uncharacterized. The record is from RefSeq and is a predicted model, not a curated record. Lineage: Eukaryota; Apicomplexa; Aconoidasida; Haemosporida; Plasmodiidae.
AUGGCACAAGAGAGCACAGAUAUAAUAUUGUCCGUAAUUAUAGACUUUGAAAUAUACAUAAUAAUAUUCAUAUUAUUAGUAUAUUUUGCAACUAAGAAAAUCCAUAAAAUAAUUGAUUCCAAUUUUUAUAAUGAUGAUAAAUUAUUUAAGAGAUUAUCAAAACAUUUUUAUAUAGCAGAGGUGUCUGCAUAUUUUAGUCCGUUCAGAUAUAUAUUUCAAAGUGCUGUAUAUCAUUCAUAUUAUUUUCUAACAAUAUUUAUAUUAAUAUAUAUUUUUAGAUUGUAUUCUAGUUAUAAGAAAUGGAUGAGACAGUAUUUUUUAUCAUAUUUUAAUUUCUCAAAUUUGAACACACCAGAUAUUAAUGAACCAGAAAAUAUCCGAGAAUAUGAUGGAUUACAUGUUACAUUUAUUAUAUCCUUUGUGUUAGGAAACUUUGCUUCUUUUUAUUUUUAUAAAUAUUUAUGUAAUAUAUUUAAAAGAGAUAGUAGAAGAUAUAUAGAUAUGAAAAGAACUAAUGUAUUAAAAUAUUGUGUAGAAUUAGCAAAGGAGGCUUAUAAUGAAUUUCUAAAAAAUCAACUUCAAAAAAAAAAGAAAAAUUCUAAAAAUUCUAAAAAUAAAAAAAAUAAAAAAAAUAAAAAAAUACCCAAAUUUAAAUUUGAUUUAAAUGCAAACCCAGAAACUUUAAUUAUUAAUAGUGAUAUUAAUACAUAUGAGCCAAGUCAAAAUAAUGUAGGUCCAGAAAUUAAACUAAAGAAAAAAAAUAAUAUUUUAUUUAAAAUGCUUAACAUUGUUUAUAUAAAUACACAUGUAUUACAUGGAGAAAAUACAUUAUAUGAAGAUCGUCCUUUAAAAAAGGAAAAUGAUUCGAAAUUUGAUAGUAAGAAACUUCUUUUAAAAUUGUUGAAGUUCUUGUGGAAUUGUAUAAUGGCUUUAAGAAAGAUACAGACAACAAAGGAUGAGGUCAAAGUGGUUGAUGGCACGAAGGAAGACUUACCAAAUAAAAUGGUUGAUAAGGAAAAUGGAACGACUGAUAAAGAAAAUGGAACGACCGAUAAAGAAAAUGGAAUGACAGAUAAAGAAAGUGGAACGACCGAUAAAGAAAAUGGAAUGACAGAUAAAGAAAGUGGAACAACAGAUAAAGAAAAUGGAACAAAAGAUAAAGAAAAUGGAACAACUGAUAAGGAUAAUAUAACAACAGAUAAGGAGUAUGAAAUAAAUGAUGUAAAAGAAGAAAUGAGUGAGUCCAUAAACAAUACGAAUAAUAUGAAUAAUAUAGAUAAUAUAGAUAAUUUAAAUAAUUCAUAUAAUACGAAUAGUACAACCAAUGAGGAACAUAUCUCACCAUCUAUUAACAUUAAUGAUAUUAAAAUAAAUAAUAAUGACGAAACGGAUGAAGCAAAAUAUACACCCCAGGGUAGUACUAUCAGUAACAUUAGUAUAAAUGGUAAUGAAAAAUAUGCAGAUAAGGUGACUGAUAAGAAUAAUAUCUUGAUGAGUUCAUUAAAUGCAGAAGAAUUAAAAAAAAACCAAAAUAAUAUUAUUAAUACUAAUAAUAAUGAUAAUAAUAAUAACAAUAACAAUAUUAAUAAUAACAAUGUUGGUAAUUUGAAAAAUGAUGUGGUAAAUACAGAAAAUACAACUGCUGAGUCAGAAUAUACUGAUAUUAACUUAUGUGAUAUAAAAUCAGGUCAUCAUGAUGUAUACGUAUGUAAUUCACAUUAUCAAUUCAAAAGCAUAAUUGAAAUACUAAUGUUAAAUUUACCUAUAUAUUUUUUCUUUAAAAAUAAAUUGUAUGUUAAAACAUCCUUCACCAUAAUGUUAUAUAUUUUAAAUUUUAUUAUAUGGAAUAUUAUUACACUCCUAUCUAUGAUUAAACCCUCAUUAUUAGUUUAUUAUUAUAUUAUUAAUGAACAUAUUUCCCAAAUCUUAACUGAAAAUAUUAAUGAAUUUGAAAAAAAAAUCAUGCUACACUUUUUUUAUGGAUUUUUUUGUUCUUCUCUUAUAUAUUUAAAAUAUUAUUUUAAAAUAGAAUUUAAAUUAAUAAAAAUUGAACAUAUGAAUAAUAUUGAUAGAAUGAUUAAUAAUUCCUUGAAAGAAGCUCAUAAAUUAAAAUUAAGGAAAAUGAUCAAAAAUUAUGAUAAAUUAAAAAUUUUUCCAUUACUUUUAGAUUACCAAAAAAAUUGUAUAUAUGUCGAAAAAACAUUAUUAAAAAAUAAUAAAGAAAUUGAAGAAUUGAUAAAACUACGAAAAUUAAAAAACGAACAGUUAUGUUUAGAGAAUAUUAAUCAAAUAGCCAAAUAUUGUGAUAAAGAAACAGCUAAUGAAUUAUUAAAAAAAAUUAAAAAUAUAUUAUUAAACGAAUUACCUGAAAGAUUAACUAAUAACUUAACUCAAAAAUUAACAGAUGAAAUAUAUGAUAGUAUGAAAAAAGAACAUCUCUCAUCAGAAGAUAAGGAAAAUAAUAAUUCUACAUCAUCAUCUUCAUUUUCCCCACUUAAAAAAGGUUUAAUACAAAGAUUUAUUCACGGAAGAAAGGUUAAUAAGAAUGACGAAGACCUUAAUAAUAAUUCAAAAUAUUAA